AUGCCCGCCGGCCCCACUGCUGGCCCUGCGGCUGGCCCUUCCCCGGCCAGGGGCAGCCCAGCCAUGAGAGAGGUGGAGCCCAAGGACCAGCCCCUCACGGUAGCACUUCGGAUCCGCCCGCUCAGUGACACAGAACUGGAGGAAGGGGCCGCCGUCAUCGCCCACAAAGUGGGGGACCAGACGGUGGUGCUCAUGGGCCCCAGCGAAGAUCCCGAGGACACGCUGCGCACACACCGGUCGCGGGAGAAGACCUUCAUCUUCGACGCUGUUCUGGACCAGCAUGCGUCACAGGAAGAUGUGUAUCGUGCCACCACCUAGCACCUCGUGGAAGGUGUCGUGUCUGGGUACAACGUGACGGUGUUUGCCUAUGGCCCCUCAGGCGCGGGGAAGACCUACACCAUGCUGGGCAUGGACACGGAGCCCGGCAUCUACCUGCGGACCCUCACCGACCUCUUCCAGGCCAUUGAGGAGGCCCGCGACCAUGCGGACUGCAGCGUGUCCAUGUCUUACCUGGAGAUUUAUAACGAAGUGAUCCGGGAUCUCCUGAACCCAUCCUCGGGGUUCUUGGACCUGAGGGAGGAUUCUCGGGGCAACAUCCAGAUCGCAGGCAUUAUGGAGGUCUCCACCUCGAACGCCCAGGAGAUCAUGCAGCUCCUCACCAAAGGCAACCGGCAGCGCACGCAGGAGCCCACGGCCGCCAACAAGACAUCCUCUCGCUCCCACGCAGUGCUACAGGUCACUGUGCGCCGGCGGAGCCGCGGGGCAGACUCGCUGGAGGAAGUGCGCGUCGGGAGGCUCUUCAUGGUGGACCUGGCGGGCUCCGAGCGGGCGUCACAGACCCAGAACCGCGGCAAGAGGAUGAAGGAGGGCGCCCACAUCAACCGCUCCCUGCUGGCUCUGGGCAACUGCAUCAGUGCACUCAGCGAGAAAGGCGGCAGCCGGGCGCAGUAUGUGAACUUCCGGGACAGCAAGCUCACAAGACUGCUGAAGGACGCCCUGGGGGGGAACAGCCGCACAGUGAUGAUCACGCACAUCAGCCCGGCCAGCACGUCCUUCGAGGAGUCUCGGACCACCCUGCUGUACGCCUACAGGGCCAAGAACAUCAAGACGCGGGUGAAGCGUAACCUGCUGAACGCGUCCUCCCGUAUCGCGCAGUACACGGACGUCAUCUCUGAUCUGCGCCGGGAGAUAGAGCGCCUCAAGUCCAAAACUGAGACUCAGGAGGAGGAGAGGAGAGGCGACCCCGGCACCCGGGAUGCACAAGUCAUGAUCCCCGCCCAUGAUGGAGAGGAGGAUAGCCGCCUGCAGAUGAACAAGAUCCGGGCGCAGCUCAUCGGGGCCUUCAAGGAGCAGCUGGAGAUGCGGCGCAGCCUGGUGGAGCUGGAGAACACCAACAUCGAGCUGCACGUUGACGUGUCCCGCCACCUGCUGACCAUUGCAGACUGGGAGCAGGAGAAGACCCACGAGCAUGUGCACAGGGACAGGACACCAGAGAGGGACGAGGAGCCAGCAGAGGCCGACGUGGAUGGGGUCGAGGGCGAAUCCUCGGAGCCGCACGAGGUGGCUCUGGCCAGAGAGGAGGUCAACAUGCUUUUGGCCGAGCAGCGGAAGACCGCGGCCCUCAAGGCCGGGCUGGAGCGGCGGCUGGCCAACGCCAAGAGGAAGGUGUCGCAGCUGGAGAAGCUGCUGCCCACGCAGGCCGUCAGCGAGGACCAGCGGGAGGUACUGCGGCUGCUCUGCCGGGCACACGAGCUGGAGGUGGAGAACACGGAGCUGCGGGCCGACAAGCUCUGCCGGGGGAGCCUGCUGCGUCAGAAGGACCUGGUGAUCCAGCGCCACCACCAGCACCGGCUGCUGUGCGAGCGGCUCAUCCAGGACCUGUGGCAGCUGGUGCAGGGUGGCGGCAUCGAGGUGCCAGAGGCCCUGGACCAGCGCUUCCACCUGUAUUCGAGGGAGCUGGGCGCGGGCUCGCUGAACCACCUGCUGCUGCUGCACUCGGUCCUAUCCAGCUCCCUGCAGGAUGGCUCGGCUCUGAACAUAUCCACCCCGCCACCGGAGGAGGCCAGGCAAGACCAGGCAGACGACAGGAAGGACCUCCCGUGGGGUGCCCACUUUGAGCUGCCGCUGAUGCUGCUGGAGACGGACAGGUACCCGUACUCUCCCCUCUGCCGUCUGGGCAUCGCCAUGCUCUCGGGAGAUGCACCAUCAAACUCCCUGAGUGUGAAGAAUUUGGUCUCCAAGCUGUGCUCCAUGACUAGCCCAGACCCGGGCACCUCGCGGGCAGCAGCGGAGGCCAGCAGCCCGGCCCUGAGCGCCCAGGCCCUCGAGGACAUGGCCGUGAGCACCAAAAGCAUCGCUCUCAUCGCAGCUGCCCGGCGCUUCAAGGCACAGGACCGUGGUUGGGGCAGCGGCCACUCCUCCCUCCACCUUCCGGAGGAAGUGGCCCUGGACUCCAGGGACCCGAAGGCCAGUGUCACCCCAGCCCUAAGCCCAGCAGACCGGAGGUGGUCCCUCGCCAGCCCAGGCAGGGACCACUCUGUGGAGAGGAAGGCCAGGAGGAAGCGGUCCCCAUCCCUCACCUGGAGUGUGCAGCCGGUGCCGGACCCUGCCGCUGACAGCCAGCCGCCCCCAGCACUCCCACAGCUGACAAAGUCGUCUGGGAAGAGCUUCUUCCCCGCCGUCCCCACGGCCUCCAAGAUAAAGCCCAGCCUUAGCGUUCACGCAGACGAGAAGAAGCCCCCAGUGCCCGAGGUCAGCUUCACCUUCCCCAGUGCCACGUGGCAGAGCAGUCGAGGCCCAAGCAAGGCCCCGCUCCGGCCCCGGGACAUCCGAGCAGCCAUACCUCCCCAGUGGCUCCCUGGUGGGGCCUCGGGUCCUGAACGGGAGCAGGAGUACUAUGCCAGCCGGGUGCUCGCAUUCAGGAACAGUGAUGCCUGUCCCUUGACUGAUGAUUAG
Messenger RNA from Neogale vison (American mink), 2955 nucleotides. Its product is annotated as kinesin-like protein KIF19. Gene Ontology annotation, biological process: microtubule-based movement. Lineage: Eukaryota; Metazoa; Chordata; Mammalia; Carnivora; Mustelidae. The transcript is spliced from 19 exons. Gene Ontology annotation, molecular function: ATP binding; microtubule motor activity; microtubule binding. The record is from RefSeq and is a predicted model, not a curated record.